Molecule: messenger RNA, 4826 nt
Organism: Drosophila rhopaloa
Lineage: Eukaryota; Metazoa; Arthropoda; Insecta; Diptera; Drosophilidae
Gene: pk
Product: protein prickle
Exons: 6
Coding region: 202-4197 (1331 amino acids)
Molecular function (GO): zinc ion binding
Source: RefSeq, a predicted model, not a curated record
UUUUCUAAGAAAAGUGUAAAAAAAAACCGCAAACAAGUAAUUAAAAUUCCACAUGAAGCUAAAUUUACUGCCGAACUUUAUAAAACCGAAAAACAAAAGCGGCCAAAAAAGCAGCUACAAGAACAUAAUGUCAUUGCCAACAAGAAAAGACAACGAGAACUGAAAAAUAAUUACAGGCCGAGAACAAUAAUAAUAAGCAACAUGAGCAGCCUGUCAGCAGGAGGAGCUGGAGGAGCAGGAGGAUUGGGGGGAGGAUCUGGAGGAGCAGAUUCCACUGCGGGCCAGGCAACAGUUACUGCCACUGGCAACAUGGAGCCGGCGAUGGUGCCACGUACCGCCAAUUUGCUGGCAUGCAAACAAUGGUGGCGCGUCUGCUUUUUGUACGGCGACCAGCAGAAAUAUUAUCGACAGCUCUAUAGCAAGGCGGCGGCCCAGCGACUGGCGGACGCUAAUCAGGAGCCCGACAAUGGCCGGGAUCGGGAUGGAGAUCGGGAUGGGGAUCGGGAUCGGGACUACGACACCGUGGCCUGCGAUCUUAUCGCUGGGCAAUUAGAGGCCGGCGAUGAGGCGGACGAUGGCAUCGAUCUGGGCGAUCAUGUGGGGAACCAGAAGGGAGGAGCUCCUCCGGCGGGUCGACCGCUCUUCCCGCUCUCCUCCUCCCAUUCCUCCUCAUCCUCCCCGCGACGCAGCAAGAAGCUCCUGAGAUCCCUGCGCUCCCUGAGAUCGGGCAAGGCCAGCACAGUCGAAGAGACUAGAGAGUCCAGCGAGGUGACCCAGCGGAAUGCCAGGGUGACCGUCCUGGACGAUCCCUUUCUCUUCGGCAUCGAUGCCGAUCACCUGGGCGAUCUGGUGGUGCGGGGCAGGCGGUACAGUCCGCUGGACGCCGCCGAGAAUAUGGCCAAGUUCUACGGGGAACAGGAGGCCACGGCCCAGGUCCUGGAAAUCAUUGAGCAGGAGGAGGAUACUCCAGAGCAGGAAGCUCCCAAGGUCGCACCCGCCUUGCCGCCCAAGCAAAAGCAACCACGUCCUGUGCCACCCCUGCCACCACCGCCGGCGAAUCGGAUAGCCCCGAACCAGGACCUUAACCACCUCCAACCUGCAACACCACAAGUGCAACCACUGCAACCCCUGACCGCCGGCGAUCUGCAGUUUCUGAACCUGAGCCUGCGGCACAGGAGUUUACCGCGCAGCAUGAAGCCGUUUAAGGAUGCCCACGAUAUCAGUUUCACUUUCAACGAGCUGGACACGAGCGCCGCAGCGGAAGUGGCCACAGGAGCCGCCCAGCAGGAGUCAAAUGAGCCCAUCAGCCGGACUCCACUGACGCAGAUCUCGUAUCUGCAGAAGAUCCCCACGCUGCCGCGCCACUUUUCACCCAGUGGGCAGGGCCUGGCCACGCCCCCCGCCCUCGGCAACAGCGGCCUGCCCAGCAGCUCCUCCGCCAGCGCCCUGUAUGCCGCUCAGACCGCCGCCGGCCUCUUGCCCACCUCCCCGCUGCCCCUGCAGCGCCACCAGCAGUACUUGCCGCCGCACCACCAACAGCUGCCGGGAUCGGGAUUGGGACUGGGAUUGGGAAUGGGAAUGGGAGCAGCAGGAGGACCGCCCCUUGGCCCCCAGUACUCGCCGGGCUGCUCGGCGAACCCAAAGUAUUCCAAUGCCCAGCUCCCGCCACCGCCGCACCACCAUCACCAGCUGUCGCCGGCCCUGUCCACUCCAUCGCCGCCCUCGCUGCUCCACCAUCCCGCCGGAGGCACUUCCUCCGCCUCCGCACACGCCCCCUUCCUCGGCGGACCGCACAUGGACAUGCAGCGGCAGUCGCACUCGGACGAUGACAGUGGCUGCGCCCUCGAGGAGUACACCUGGGUGCCACCGGGACUGCGGCCUGAUCAGGUUCGCUUGUAUUUCUCGCAAAUACCCGACGACAAAGUGCCAUACGUCAACAGUCCGGGGGAGCAGUAUCGUGUGCGACAAUUGCUGCAUCAACUUCCGCCGCAUGAUAACGAGGUUCGUUACUGUCACUCACUGACGGAUGAGGAGCGCAAGGAGCUGCGGCUCUUCUCCACGCAGCGCAAGCGCGAUGCACUCGGCCGCGGCAACGUGCGGCAGCUGAUGAGCGCCCGACCCUGCGACGGCUGCGACGACCUAAUCUCCACGGGCGACAUCGCCGUGUUCGCCACGCGACUGGGUCCCAAUGCCAGCUGGCAUCCGGCGUGCUUCGCCUGCUGCGUCUGCCGCGAGCUCCUCGUGGACCUCAUCUACUUCCACCGCGAUGGACGCAUGUACUGCGGUCGCCACCACGCCGAGACCCUCAAGCCCAGGUGCUCGGCCUGCGAUGAGAUCAUCUUGGCGGACGAGUGCACGGAGGCGGAGGGCAGGGCGUGGCACAUGAACCACUUCGCGUGCCACGAGUGCGACAAGCAGCUGGGCGGUCAGCGGUACAUCAUGCGCGAGGGCAAACCGUACUGUCUGCACUGCUUCGACGCGAUGUUCGCCGAGUACUGCGACUACUGCGGGGAGGCCAUCGGGGUGGACCAGGGCCAGAUGAGCCACGACGGGCAGCACUGGCAUGCGACGGACGAGUGCUUCUCGUGCAACACGUGCCGCUGCUCGUUGCUGGGUCGCGCAUUCUUACCACGCCGUGGCGCCAUCUACUGCUCCAUUGCGUGCAGCAAGGGCGAACCGCCCACGCCGUCGGACAGCUCCGGCACGGGCAUGUACACCACGCCCACUCCGCCCACGCAGCGGCUGCGGCCCCACCCCCAGGCGCCUCUGCCGGCACGCAUCCCCAGCAGCCACGCCUCCAGCUCGCCGCCCAUGUCGCCGCAGCAGCAGCAGCAGCACCAGGCGACCUUCAACCAGGCGAUGUACCAGAUGCAGAGCCAGCAGCUGGAGGCGGCGGGCGGCCUGGUGGAGCAGGGCAAGAGCUACGCCACCUCGGACUCGGAUGCGGGCGUGGUCAAGGAUCUGGAGCCGGGCGGUGGAGGUCACUUGGGCGCCGGAGAUCUGACCGACUUUUCGGGCGGUCGCGCCUCGAGCACCUCGCAGAAUCUGUCGCCUCUCAACUCGCCGGGUGACUUCCAACCCCACUUUCUGCCCAAGCCCAUGGAACUGCAGCGUGAUGGCGUCUACAACUUCAACGAGAUGUCCUCGAACCUGGACGCAGCCUGGCCGGCGAAGCCCACGAAUAGCUAUCAAAUGCAGAGGCAGCUUCUGGAGAAUCCGCAUGGCACGAGCAUGCCGGAGUUGGCGGGCCAAAUGGUGGCGACUCCCGCCCACCUGCAACACCUAUCGCAACUGCAUGCCGUGUCGUCGCAACAGUUCCCGCAGCACGAGUACGCGGACAUCCUGCAUCCGCCGCCGCCGCCGGGGGAGAUCCCCGAGCUGCCCACUCCCAACUUGAGUGUGGCCUCCACGGCCCUGCCGCCGGAACUGAUGGGAUCGCCCACCCACUCGGCGGGCGAGAGGUCACUGAACACGCCCCUCUCCACCCAGUCGGCCAGCCACGCGCCUCCGCAUCCGGUGUCCAUCCUGAGUGGCGCCUCCUCCUCCUCGCCGAUGAGCGGGGAGCCGGGCAAGAAGAAGGGGGUGCGCUUCGAGGGAAUCCCGGACACGCUGCCGCGAUCGAGGAGCUACUCGGGCAAUGGAGCGGGCACGAGUGGAGGUGGUGGUGGAGGGGGUGAGAGAGAGCGGGACAGGGAGCGGGACAAGGACAAGGAGGGCGGAGGUCGCCAUGGACAUGGUCACUCCUCCCGGAGGCGAAGGCGCCGCAAGUCCUCCUCCACUUCGACCCACCAUCGCAGUGGCAGCGGUCAUCGGUCGCACUCGACCACUCGGGCGGAUACUUAUGCCCCGGCGCAACCACUCUCCUCCUCCUACCAAGGUCCACCCUCGGCGCUACAGGCGGCCAGCCUGGUCCACGAAUCACCUAACCGGCAGCAAAGAGGUUCCGAUCGGGAACGGGAUAGGGAUCGAGAUCGGGAGCGGGAACGCGAAGAGUCCGAGGAGUCGGACGUGUGCUCCACCUGCUCCUCGAGCUCCUCCAGUUCCGAGGACUACAUGAUGAUGUACCAGCUGCCGCAGAGGCGCCACUACGGCGGCGUCCGCGUGAGCUAUGUGCCCAACGACGCACUGGCCUACGAUCGGAAGAGGAAGCCCAGCGAGAUGGGCGGCGACAAGGACAAGAACUGCAUCAUCUCGUGAUGCAGUCCGCCGAAGGGGGUUCCAAUCAGAGCCCAGGUACGAAACACAGCCCGAUCCAGAUGCAGAUGUUAUUAAUGUGGCGCCACGGGCACAACUCCAACUCGUGGCUAACGAAGUGCCCCAGAACGCUGGCGGGGAUCAUCAAUUCCUCGGAAGGCAGCACGCAGAACGCAAAACGCAAAACGGAGGCAACUGCCACAACACAAAGCGAAACAAAGUUCAACUUGACAUUAAGGCGCCUAGUUAAGAUACACUCACAAACAGACGAACAUACAUAUGCAACUCCGCAGGAGGAGAAACCCUACAAUAAGAGCCAACACUGUUCCAAAUACACAUCCCUAGUUAAGCUAAUUGCAGAUUCAACCUAUAUAUAUUUUUAUAAUUACAAGUAGCGCAGAGAAGAUAUUUUGCAGAUAACACUAUUUAUACAUUUAACUUAUAUUUAUUGCAUUACUAGGCUUACCAGAUACUCUAAGUUUAUAACUAGACGAAUAGGUAGAAAAGCAAAGGGUUCCUCGUAACUCUGAUGCUAGCAAUUGGGCUAAUGAAACUCUACAAUAACUCUAGUAUAAGGCGAUAAACUGUAUGACAUUCACGAGAAUAAAGAGUUCAAAGAAAGUGGAUACCAA